Molecule: messenger RNA, 4074 nt
Organism: Meleagris gallopavo (turkey)
Lineage: Eukaryota; Metazoa; Chordata; Aves; Galliformes; Phasianidae
Gene: ENPP3
Product: ectonucleotide pyrophosphatase/phosphodiesterase 3
Biological process (GO): nucleoside triphosphate catabolic process
Molecular function (GO): nucleoside triphosphate diphosphatase activity; nucleic acid binding; metal ion binding
Source: RefSeq, a predicted model, not a curated record
UACAUACACACUUGAAGCACGAGCAGCCUCUCAGUUGCAGCCAAGCCAGCUGUGGAGUGAGAGAACAGUGUGUGUGCAGCUGGGAGCAGGCGUCAGCAGAAUGGAUCCAAACAGCGAAAUUGACAUGCAUCAAAGUGGACAUUUGGAUGAGGUGAUUUUACAACCAAUGGAUUAUGUGAAGAAAAAAACACUCCAGAAAUACAAGAUCAUCUGUGGUGUUCUGCUAAGUGCUUUGGUGGUUGUAUCUCUGGGACUAGGUCUGGGACUGGGAUUAAACCGUGGAGCCCAGGAGCAAGUCAGCUGCAGGCACAAAUGCAACGAGCCCUAUCGGAAAGAGGUGGCAGGCUGCCAGUGUGAUAGCGGCUGCAAGGAGCGUCAGGACUGCUGCUGGGACUAUGAAGAUGCCUGCGUGGAGCCAACUCGAUCCUGGAGUUGCACUAAUUUCCGUUGUGGUGAGACAAGAUUACCUGGAAGUUAUUGUUCUUGUUCUGAUGACUGUCUGCAGGAAAAUGACUGCUGUGUAAACUACAAUACUGUUUGCAAAGGUGAAAUACCUUGGGUAGAAGAACCAUGUAUUUCACUUGAAACUCCUCAGUGUCCAGCUGGAUUUGAUCUGCCACCACUUAUCCUUUUCUCAAUGGAUGGUUUUAGAGCAGAAUAUCUGCAAACUUGGAGUUCUUUGCUGCCAAAUAUUGAAAAACUCAAAACAUGUGGCACACAUUCAAAAUACAUGAGAGCUGCUUACCCCACAAAAACAUUUCCAAACCACUAUACUAUUGUCACAGGAUUGUAUCCAGAAUCUCAUGGUAUUAUUGAUAACAACAUGUAUGAUGUAGAUUUAAACCAGCAUUUCUCACUUUCAAGCACAGAAAAAUUUCAGCCUUCAUGGUGGAAGGGUCAGCCAAUAUGGCUGACAGCAAUGUACCAAGGUCUGAAAGCAGGCACCUUCUUCUGGCCAGGCUCUGAUGUUCCAAUUAAUGGAACAUACCCCAACUUUUUCUAUUUAUACAAUGGUUCAGUUACGUAUGAAGAGAGAAUUUCAGGAAUACUAAAAUGGCUUGAUAAAACCAAAUCUGAGAGGCCUGAUUUCUACACUUUGUAUAUCGAAGAACCAGAUUCUUCUGGACACUCAUUUGGACCAGUUAGUGGUGGUGUAAUCAAAGCUUUACAGCUAGCAGAUCAAACGCUGGGAAUGCUAAUGGAGGGGCUUAAACAGAGAAACCUACACAACUGUGUAAACCUCAUUGUUUUAGCUGAUCAUGGGAUGGAUAUGACCUACUGCAGCCAAUUAGAAUACAUGACUGAUUACUUCAAUGAGAUUAAUUUCUACAUAUAUGCUGGGCCUGCAGCUCGCAUUCGAGCAAGAGUCGUUCCGCAGAACUAUUAUACUUUUGACUCAGAAGGAAUUGUUAAAAACCUCACAUGCAAAAGGUCACCUCAACAUUUUAAGCCUUAUCUGACACCUAACUUACCAAAACGAUUCCAUUAUGCUAACAACAUUCGUAUUGAUAAAGUUCAUCUUUUGGUGGAUCGACAGUGGCUGGCUGUGAGGGACAACAGUUACACAUUUUGUGAUCAGGGUAACCAUGGUUAUGACAAUGAAUUUAAAAGUAUGGAGGCUAUAUUCCUAGGAUAUGGCCCAAGCUUUAAAGAAAAAACAGAAGUGGAUGCUUUUGAAAACAUAGAGGUUUACAACCUUAUGUGUGAUCUGCUGCAUAUUACACCAGCACCAAACAAUGGCACACAUGGUAGCUUAAAUCAUCUGCUAAAAAAACCUUUUUACAGCCCUUCAUAUGCAAAAGAAGAGUCAUCUCCUGUUUCAUGUCCGGUUUCCCAUCUGACUCCAAUAGAUGAACUGGGAUGCACAUGCAGGGGUGUGACAAAUGCUUCAGUAAUUAAUGAGAGGUUAAAUCUCACCACAGAUGAAAUAAAGAAUGCAACUUCAUAUAAUUUGCCAUAUGGAAGACCUCAAGUUCUUCAGAAGGAAAAUAUCUACUGCCUCCUUCCCCAUCAUCAGUAUGUGAGUGGAUACAGUCAUGAUAUCUGGAUGCCACUAUGGACUGCAUACACUGUGACUAAGCCUGAAAGCACAUCUUCUCUUCCUCCCACUGUUUCAGACUGUCUGCGGGCUGAUGUUAGAAUCCCCGUUGCUCAUAGCCAAAAUUGUUCCAACUACCCAGAAGGGCUGGACUUGACCUAUGGUUUCCUCUACCCUCCCAAUUUCAAUUCAUCUGCACUUGAACAAUAUGAUGCCUUACUCACCAGCAAUAUUGUUCCCAUGUAUAGAGCUUUUAGAGACAUAUGGGACUAUUUCCAUGACGUACUUCUUCAGAAGUAUGCUAAAGAAAGGAAUGGAGUAAAUGUUAUGAGUGGACCAGUGUUCGAUUACAAUUAUGAUGGCCAUUUUGAUACUCUUGAUGAAAUUACACAGCAUGUAAACAACACACAAAUCCCUGUCCCAACCCAUUACUUUGUGAUUCUGACCAGCUGCAAGAACACGUCCUAUACUCCACUGAACUGUAUAGGCUCCUUGGAUGCCUUGUCCUUCAUCAUUCCUCAUCGACCUGACAAUACUGAAAGCUGUGCUGAUAACAGGUCGCCUUCUGAAUGGGUUGAAGAAAGAGUUCAGGCCCAUUCCUCUCGUGUUCGGGAUGUGGAGCUGCUAACUGGACUUGACUUUUACCAGGAAAGACAGGAAUCUGUCUCCGAGAUCUUACAGCUGAAGACAUUUUUGCCGACAUUUGAGACUGAAAUCAACUGAAUUUCUGUUUAAAAAGUGCCAUUAUUUGGAAGGAAGAAAAUCAAAGUGAUUUAACUUUUACCUUAGUAAAUAUGAGGGAAAUGUAACUACAGCACCUCAUCAAGAAAAGACACAAUGCACAGCCAAUUUCUUUCCUUUUUUUUUUUCACAUUCCUGUUCUUUCAGACAAGUGUUUUGUAUAAACUGAAUAAAAAUUAACUGAAGUUACUUAAGUCAUCUUGCUAAGCCAAAUUUUCAAAAUAGAGAAUAUUUUAAUGUUAAUGAAUGGUGAAAAAAACCCCCAACAACCCAAUGCCUGUAGCAUGAACAUGUGUAACAUGUGUCAUUAUUUAGCCACAUUUUCUAAACAGAUAGAAUUUUAAUGGUUUGAAAAACAACAACAAAAAACUGUAACAGGAACAUAUUUUAUGGUAGUAAUGCCAGAAUCAUCAACUGUGUAGAAAAUGUUCCUAUAAUAGAAUUGGAAAAUGAAACACUUUGGGAGGAAUUUUUGUGUUUUUUUCCUUGAGUUUAUCAGUGAAGUUAAGGUUAUCUCGUGCUUGUAUGCUCUGGAAUGUUCUGAAUUGCUUUUUCUCAUCUAUUAAUCCACAUGGAUACUGCCAUGUACUUAAAAAACAUUCAGACUGACACAAAGUCUAUAUGUAAUGAAAAUAUCUUCUAUGAUCAUCCGCUGCCUUUUCCACUCAUGUUAGUAAGUGGAAUUACACUAGUAAGAGCUGAAGUGAAAUUAGUGCAAUUGAUCUGUGCAUUCUUUACCCUUUAGAAAUCUUAAAGAACAAGAAAAGGUAAAAGAAAUGCUCUGGCCAGAAGGGUUUUAUCUGGAUGUCUAUCUGUAUUUACAAUUUACUAUCUGUAUUUACAGAGUAGACUUCCAAGCAAUAACAAGAUAUUUGUGUUUAUUUUUAAAGAGUUAAAUCUGAGACUAGAGCACAAAAUUAUGGUGACAUGCAACAAAUAAUCAUUGUUCCUUUCUGCAGUGACAUUAUGGAUAGAGAAUCUCUACCUCAGACUGCAAUGUGCACAAAUUAAUGCUGUGUGAUAGUAAAUGGAACAAGGCAGUGGAAAUUCCCAGAUCCUGCUAUUACAGAAUUACUUGCAUUUUGAGCUAAUUUUCUUCACUGAAAGUGCUGCUAAAUACAGGUGUGAGUAACAGUAUGUGAUUGACCAUUUGUCUGAUUUAUAGGCUCAAUGGGGCAGUUUUAAAGAAACAUGUUAAGAGUGUUUCAAUUUGUAAUUAAUUCUAGACUGAAUAUGUAUCCUUAAAAGAAGUUUUAGAAGCCAAUAAAAAAAAAAAAAUAAUAAUAAUAUGUCAA